Ornithorhynchus anatinus (platypus) is the source of this 2894-nucleotide messenger RNA. RefSeq names its product P2Y purinoceptor 2-like. Gene Ontology annotation, biological process: blood vessel diameter maintenance; positive regulation of mucus secretion; phospholipase C-activating G protein-coupled receptor signaling pathway. Gene Ontology annotation, cellular component: plasma membrane. Gene Ontology annotation, molecular function: G protein-coupled UTP receptor activity; G protein-coupled purinergic nucleotide receptor activity; A1 adenosine receptor binding. Bases 140 to 1267 code for a protein of 375 amino acids. The record is from RefSeq and is a predicted model, not a curated record. NCBI's taxonomy places the organism in Eukaryota, Metazoa, Chordata, Mammalia, Monotremata, Ornithorhynchidae. The transcript is spliced from 3 exons.
GGAGCCCCAGUCCCAGCCGGACAGGACCGUCCGGGACCGGACCGGACUCGGUGGGCACCGCCGGGCCUCCCCUUGGCCCCCCGGGCAUGGCAGAGGCCGGGACCUUCGCCGUCUAGAGCCGGCGGCCCCGGGACGGGCCAUGGAGGGGGCGUUGCUUUCCGCGAACCAGAGCGCCAAUGACUCCAGCGACUCGGGCUACAGGUGCCAGUUCAAUGAGGACUUCAAGUACAUCCUGCUGCCCGUGUCCUACGGCCUGGUGUGCACAGUGGGGCUGGGCCUCAAUGCGGUGGCCCUCUACGCCUUCCUGGUCCGCAUCAAGACCUGGAACGCCUCCACCACCUACAUGUUUCACCUGGCCAUAUCCGACACCCUGUACGUGGUGUCCCUUCCGCUGCUGGUCUACUAUUAUGCCAGCGGAGACCACUGGCCCUUCGGCAAGGGGCUGUGCAAGCUGGUGCGCUUCCUCUUCUACACCAACCUGUACGGCAGCAUCCUGUUCCUCCUGUGCAUCAGCGUCCACCGCUUCCUGGGCAUCUGCUACCCGCUGCGCUCGCUGCAGUGGGGCCACGUGCGGUACGCCCGCCGCGUGGCCGCCGCCGUGUGGCUGCUGGUGGCCGCCUGCCAGGCCCCGGUGCUGUUCUUCGUGACAACCACAGAGCGCGGCCCCCGCGUCACCUGCCACGACACCUCGAGGCCGGACCUGUUCGGGGCCUUUGUGGUCUACAGCUCGGUCAUGCUGGUGCUGCUCUUUGCCGGACCCUUCCUGACCAUCCUGGCCUGCUACGCCCUCAUGGUCCGCCGGCUGCUCCAGCCCACCCGCGGGCUGGUUCGCCUGGCGCGCUCCAAACGCCGGUCGAUCAAGAUGAUCGCCGUGGUCCUCCUGGUCUUCGUGGUCUGCUUCCUGCCCUUUCACAUCACCCGCACCCUCUACUACGCCUUCCGCUCCCUCGACCUCAGCUGCUCGACCCUCAACGCCAUCAAUCUGGCCUACAAGGUGACGCGCCCGUUGGCCAGCGCCAACAGCUGCCUGGACCCGGUGCUCUACUUCCUGGCCGGCCAGUGGCGGGUCAAGAUGAGAAAGAACCCGAGUGACUGGAGCUGUCAGAGUCAGAAAGAGCUAAUCUGGGCAGGCUCUCUGAAGGAGCCACCUUCCUCUGACAGAGGACAGAGGCUCCGACCCCAACCCUCGAGCAGCAAAGUGGAGCCCUUCAUCCCCUGGUGCAGGAGAUACUGUGUGUCCUCUCUGAUGGCCUCAAAGGAUCGUUGACAGCUCAUCGACUGGGAUUGAUGGUGCCAUUCUGCAUGGAGGCAGGGGAAUGGACAAGACACCCUCUGGAGGGCCUCCUCCAGCCUUGAGAGCGAACAUGGCACCUCAUCCUGGAAAGACGUUGAGGGGGAGGGGGAGGGACGUGGGCAGUACCAGCUCUGGCUACCAGGAUGUGGCGAAAGGAAGAGACGCGGUCGUCAGCUCGGGAGCGGGGCGGGGCCUGCUGGACGGUGGGAACCCCACUGGCUGAAUGUGGCUGAUAGGACCCUCAUAGGGGUCAGGAUCUAGACCCUCCCAGUUCCCUUUCAGACUGGACUACGUGGCCCAGGUGAACCGAGAGCUCUCACCGCCUGUCGCUGUUUUGGAUAUCUUGCCCCCUCUGCCUACGAUCUUCCCGAAGCCACCCUUCUAAGUCCGUUGCUGGCCACUCCGGCACGUGGUCAGAUGGGUCUUCCCCGGGCCUUCAACAUGUCUGUGUCUUGCACCGCUGACCCGCAGAGCCCUUGCCCUCGCCUAGCAGUUGCCUUUGGGGAUCUCACAGCGGUCCUUUGGCCGGUGAUGACGGGCUCUGAACGGGGGCUCCGGGAGGCAACAAACCAAAGAGGAACCCACCUGCCAUGCCCUGUCCAUCCCAUGAGCUAGUCUGAGAUCCUCAGUGACACUGGUGACCCCAGAGUUAGAAGCCACUCUGCUAGGUCAUGUAAAGCAGGCGCCCGGCCCCUUCCUCUAACAGAAAGGAAAUCCUUCCUUGCAACCCCUCACAUUCUCUCCUGCUGGGAACUACCCUGCUCCAUGACCUUCUCAUCUCUUUGCCGCCUCCCUGCCUGGGUCCAGGGCAGAACACUGCUCACUUAGAGUACCUGGAAGCAGUGCCAGCUGCCAGGGUCCAGACCAACCGAGACCCCAAUCAGGUGACCAGGCAACUGGAACUGGGUCCCAGAACCUUGCACCAGGGCCUCAGACCAGCCUUCCUGUCCCCUUCGGAUCGGAAUAGUCAAUUCUGGGAGAUCCCGGAGGGAGCUGCGAUGGUGAAUAUCACUGUUCAUUCAUGCACUGGGCCCAACUGUGGGCAGAGCACUCAUCAGGGAGCACUCACUCUCUGGAAAGUGCUGUACUGGAGGCCAACUAAUCAAUCAAUAGUAUUUAUUGAGCACUGAGUUCAUGCAGACCACUUUACAAAGCCCUUGGGAAAGUAGAAUACAAGGGAGUUGGUAGAAUCAAUCCCGGACCUCAAGGAGUUUUACUGUGUGCAGAGCUCUAUCCUGAGCACCUACUCUGAACAGAGCAUUGUAAUGAAUGCCGACUGUGUUCGAGACUCUGUGCUGGGCGUCUGCUGUGGGUAGAGCACUGGAUUAGGCGGCCCCUGGUGUGUGCAUGGUGCCAUAUUGAGUGACUGCUGCACUUGGGUGGGGAACUUUGGAAAGCACUGCAUUAGGCACUAAGGAGCCACAGUAAAAUUUCCCGCCCUUGAAGAGUCUGUAAUCUAAUGAGGGAGACCCAGGUUGUGUACAUACAGUGGGAGCGGAAAGAAAAAUAAUUACUGUGGCGUACACCAGACAUUUGGAAAAAUAAGUAAACAAAUAAAUGACUACAGAAAUGGAAUAAAUAAAUCUCUGUGUAAACUAUA